GCCAGCCCACAAUCUGAAUUUUGAAAGUAGUAGUUUUGUUAGUUUGCAGAGGAAGAGGCAUGGCAUCUUUGGCAACCCUUGCUGCAGUGCAGCCCACUACCAACGUCAAGGGCCUAGCUGGAAGCUCCAUUAGUGGAACUAAGCUUCAUCUUAAAUCAUCUCGCCUCAAUUUCAAGUCCACUAAAUCCAGGGCUGGUUCUGUGGUUGCCAAGUAUGGUGACAAGAGUGUAUACUUUGAUUUGGAGGAUUUGGGCAACACCACUGGCCAAUGGGACUUGUAUGGAUCAGAUGCACCUUCACCGUACAACCCUCUUCAGAGCAAGUUCUUUGAGACAUUUGCUGCUCCAUUCACCAAGAGAGGUUUGUUGCUUAAAUUCUUGAUAUUGGGAGGUGGCUCCACCCUCGCUUACUUCAGUUCCACAGCAUCAGGCGAUAUCCUACCAAUCAAGAAAGGCCCGCAACUUCCACCAAAGCUCGGUCCACGUGGCAAGAUCUAAUUGAUUUCUGAUCCAAUUCUCAACCUUCAAUAUGUAAUUGAUGUAUGUUUUCCCAGUUUGUGUAAGUAUAGUUGAAGACUUUCCAAUUACUACAAGUUAUAUCUUAUGGUGAAUUUGUAGCAUUGCUUUCUU
Lycium ferocissimum is the source of this 629-nucleotide messenger RNA. Its product is annotated as photosystem I reaction center subunit VI-2, chloroplastic-like. The record is from RefSeq and is a predicted model, not a curated record. Gene Ontology annotation, cellular component: photosystem I reaction center; chloroplast thylakoid membrane; photosystem I. Gene Ontology annotation, biological process: photosynthesis. The transcript has 3 exons. NCBI's taxonomy places the organism in Eukaryota, Viridiplantae, Streptophyta, Magnoliopsida, Solanales, Solanaceae. Bases 60 to 497 code for a protein of 145 amino acids.